Molecule: messenger RNA, 735 nt
Organism: Acanthosepion pharaonis
Lineage: Eukaryota; Metazoa; Mollusca; Cephalopoda; Sepiida; Sepiidae
Source: the annotation of a GenBank genome assembly
AUGCAAGUUACGCACGCCAUUUGCUCCCAAAUUCCUCGACUAAAUUUCUGUUCAUUCCUCUUUUUUCUUCUCGAACGAUUUUUUGCGAGAUUAUUUAUUUUAUACAUCUUUCCUUUUUCUUUUUCCUUUGUUUCCUUUCUUUCUUUACUCUCAUCUAAUCUUUAUUUUUCUUUCUUUCUUUUCUUUCUUUCAUUUUCAGUUUUUCAAUACAGUAUUCGUGCAUUAUCUUUUCUCCUUUUUUUUCUUUCUUUUUCAAAUUUUUAUUUUGUAUUCUUUCUUUCUUUAUUUCGUUUUGCAAGACAUUUAUUUUUCCUCUUCUUUUACUCAACACUUUCUUUCUUUUCGUUAUUUUCAUUCGUUUAUUCUGUUAUCUUUCUUUUCUUCUUUUUGAAUAUUUCUUUUUGUCAUUAUAGCCUGUCCAUUUUACUUCUUUCUUUAAACAUUGUUUUUCUUUUUUCUUUCCUUUUUCUUUCUUUUCCUUAUCCUUCUUCUUUAGUUUACUCUCGCGUCUCUCUUUCUCAUUUUGUUUGUGUUUCAAUAACGUACAGCUGCAUUUUGUUGUUGUUGAUGUUGUCUCGGUCGAUUUUUACCGAUGAACCUUUUGAAGUGCGACCUUCGUUUUUACGAGUAUCGGACAGCUGUCUCUUUCCUUGCUUUCAUUUUUCAAAGCUACACACACCAACCAGUCGACGCUAUGGGCUACUACCAGCAAAAACACCCGGGUUUCUAUCAUAG